Molecule: messenger RNA, 703 nt
Organism: Trichechus manatus latirostris (Florida manatee)
Lineage: Eukaryota; Metazoa; Chordata; Mammalia; Sirenia; Trichechidae
Gene: TNNI3
Product: troponin I3, cardiac type
Exons: 8
Coding region: 1-636 (211 amino acids)
Biological process (GO): cardiac muscle contraction; skeletal muscle contraction
Cellular component (GO): troponin complex
Source: RefSeq, a predicted model, not a curated record
AUGGCGGACCAGAACAGUGAUGCGGCGGGGGAACCGCUCCCUGCGCCUGCCCCGGUCCGGCGCCGGUCUUCAGCCAACUAUCGUGCCUAUGCCACCGAGCCGCACGCCAAGAAAAAGUCUAAGAUCUCGGCCUCGAGAAAACUACAGCUGAAGACCCUGAUGCUGCAGAUUGCGAAGCAGGAGCUGGAGCGAGAAGCAGAGGAGCGGCGCGGAGAGAAGGGGCGUGCUCUGAGCACCCGGUGCCAGCCUCUGGAGCUGGCCGGUCUGGGCUUCGCAGAGCUGCAGGACUUGUGCCGACAGCUCCACGCCCGUGUGGACAAGGUGGAUGAAGAGAGAUACGAUGUAGAGGCAAAAGUUAUCAAGAACAUUACAGAGAUUGCAGAUCUGACCCAGAAGAUCUACGACCUUCGGGGCAAGUUUAAGAGGCCCACCCUACGGAGGGUACGCAUCUCUGCAGAUGUCAUGAUGCAGGCGCUGCUGGGAACCCGAGCUAAGGAGACCUUUGACCUGCGGGCCCACCUUAAGCAGGUGAAGAAGGAGGACACUGAGAAGGAAAACCGAGGUGUGGGAGACUGGCGCAAGAACAUCGAUGCUCUGAGUGGAAUGGAGGGCCGCAAGAAAAAGUUUGAGGGCUGAGCCCACCUGCCCAUUGCUGAGGCCUUGAAGAUGGCCCUGAGGAAUAAAGAGGCUUCUCUCUGAACUG